GUCCAAAAUGGCCAUGUUUUUCUCUGUUGGGAACUUCCUGCCCAACUUUCUCUGCAGACUCUUCAUAAAUCCGUGGCUAUAUUCAUAGGCUACCUUUCCCCCACGUCAUGAAUAGUGCCUGUUUUCUGAGUUAAUUUUUUCAUAAGGUAAAGUGGAUAGAGCUAAGUUUUAUUGUGCAUACCAAACAUUAAUAUAUAUAAUUAUUUUCCUUCUAAAAUUUAUUAAUAAGAUUUAUUUGUAAAUAGAUCUAGAGUCAGAAAAAAUAUGCAACUUAACAAGGAUAAACUUAUUCAUGCUUCUUCAUUGCUUUCAUGGUUUCUCUGUCUAUUUAAUUAGAUACAUGUUGGUAGACUUGGGGUCUCCUGACUUUUAGGUUUAAUUUUUCAGAAGUUAAUUUUUUUCAGAGGGUACUUGCUAUUAUGAUAUUUUUUGAAAGAGUAUUGUAGUUUCCUUAUAAAUAAGAAUUAAAAAUAUCACAAAUUUAUCUUUAAGUUCUCUGUAUAGUGCCUCAUGAAUAUAUACUGUCAUGCAUGGGAAUGCUAACCUAUAUGGACUCAACAUUAAUCCUGAAUGUAUAUUUUAUAAUUAUGAGUUUUUUGUAAGCUGGAAAUUAGCAUACAUUAUUUAUCUCAUUUAUCACAAGAUACUCAAUGAAUAAGUUUAUAUUCUAUAAAACCAAGGUUGAGAUGUUAGGCUACUUGCUAAAAGCUACACUGUUAUUUAAGUUUUAAUUCUAGGUCAGAGCCAGUGCCCUCUCCUUGAUACUAGGGCAGUUUUAAAAUAAGUGCCACUAGUUGAGCUGUUUGACUAUUUGGAAUGGAGUUGGUGUUUUCAGACUACUGUUCUAUAUUGGGAUAAGGAAGUUAGCAAGUAGUAUUUUCUGUUAUUAUACAGAGCAAAUUGUAGGCAUUGAUGUUCUAUGCAUCUGCUCAUCUACAUAUAUCUACUUUUUGCCAAGAAUCCUUUCCUCUUGAAGAGGUAAUAGAGGGCAACUUGGUCUUUCUCAGAAAAGUGGCCUGUCUCACCUUCCAGUUGAAGAAUGAGGAUAUGUGGUGAUAGAUUCCUUCUCUGAGAAGACUGACACCUGGUUAACUCAGGAUUUUCUGCAAAGCAAAGGGUGGUUGUACCUCUGGAGACAGUUGUGCAGAAUUGUAUAGCAGAGGCUGAUUAUGGUUAGUGAUGUGGAUGUUGGCUGUGCAUAUCUGUACCCAGGACUUCAAAGUGUUAAAUUAAGUGUUUCCAGAGAAAGAUAAAAUCUAUGUGAAGAUAAAGAAGGAAUUGAGAAGGUAUUUUUAAGUGGAAAGAGGAGAACAUUAUAGUUAGAAGGAUAGUUUAAAAACCUUUGAAAAAUUUAAGAGGGCACUCUCUUUUAUUCAGUUUUUAAUCCAUGGUUUAAUGUAUUAGAGCAGUAUAGUAUUACCUAUACUGCUUUGGUGUCACAGUUCUUGUCUAAUUGGUAUGUAUAUUAUCUUCCCAGUUAAGGCUGUGAGCAUUUGAGGGUAAGAUCACAAAUUCAUUUAUCAUUUUUGCCUAGAGAAUUUCAUAUGCAGAUUCAAGUAAUCUCCUUAUUCUGUGGUUAAGGAUCUGUAAAUUAAUCCAAGAUUACAGUGGUCUGUGCUGAGAAGCUCUUCAGGAAAUAUUUUAGAAACUUGUACCAUGUUAUUUAAAACAGAAUUUAAGCUUUUCUACUUAUUAUUGCAGUUAACAUGGGUAUGCGCAUAUCAUUUUGAGUAAGUUCUAGAGUGCUGACUUUUUUUUUUUUUUUGCCUGUAAUGGGAACUACGUGAAGUUAUAUCAACAAAAGUUAAUGGUCAGAGGAAUUACAAUGGUAUCAAGUGCUAUUUAGAGUAUUUAGUUUUAGAAGAAAAUUACAGUUCUGAGAAAACAUAACCCUUUCAUUUUAUGUCCUUUUUCCCUCAGUUCCAUUUUAGUUGCUGUUUGAAAUCAUUUUAGAGAAGAACUUUGAAAGAAAUGUUGGAAACCAUAGAUAAAAAUUGGGCCCUGAAGGCAGCAGAGCGCUUGCAAGCCAAGCUACGAGAACGUGGGGAUGUAUCAAAUGAAGACAAACUCAGCCUUCUAAAGUCAGUCCUGCAGAGCCCACUCUUCAGUCAGAUUCUGAACCUUCAGACUUCUGUACAGCAGCUGAGAGACAAGGUUAGCAUUGCAACUUCAACAACUUCAAGUGUUGAAUAUGCCCACAUUCCUCACCUCAGUUCUGCUACAAUUCCUACUGUACAAAAUGAAUCACUUUUAUUAACUUAAAAUAAUGGGAAUCUGGAAGCCCUCACUGGACCUGGUACUCCACAUAUCAAUGGGAAGUCUGUAUGUGAUGAAUUUGAUCAGUUGAUCAAAAACAUGGCCCAGGGUCGACAUGUGGAAGUUUUUGAGCUCCUCAAACCUCCAUAUGGAGGCCUUGGGUUUAGUGUUGUGGGACUCAGGAGUGAAAACAGGGGUGAGCUGGGGAUAUUUGUGCAAGAGAUACAAGAGGGCAGUGUGGCUCACAGAGACGGAAGACUGAAGGAAACUGAUCAGAUCCUUGCUAUCAAUGGACAGGCACUUGAUCAGACCAUCACACAUCAGCAGGCUAUCAGCAUCCUGCAGAAGGCCAAAGAUGCUGUCCAGCUAGUUAUAGCCAGAGGCUCCUUACCUCAGCUUAUCAGCCCCAGAGUUUCCCGUUCUCCAUCUGCAGCCAGUACAAUUUCAGCUCACUUGAAUCCCGUUCAUUGGCAGCAUGUAGAAACAAUUGAACUGGUGAAUGAUGGGUCUGGUUUGGGAUUUGGCAUCAUCAGAGGAAAAGCAACGGGUGUGAUAGUCAAAACCAUUCUGCCUGGAGGAGUAGCUGAUCAGCAUGGGCGAUUAUGCAGUGGAGACCACAUUCUAAAGAUUGGUGAUACAGAUUUGGCAGGAAUGAGCAGUGAGAAAGUAGCACAAGUCCUUAGGCAGUGUGGAAACAGAGUUAAGUUAAUGAUUACAAGAGGUGCCAUAGUAGAAACUACAGCACCCGCCUCUUUGGGCAUCACCCUCUCCUCUUCCCCAACAUCUGCGCCAGAGAUGCCGGUUGAUGCUUCUACUCAGAAAAAUGAAGAAAGUGAGACAUUUGAUGUGGAACUCACUAAAAAUGUCCAAGGAUUAGGAAUUACCAUUGCUGGUUAUAUUGGAGAUAAAAAAUUAGAACCUUCGGGAAUCUUUGUAAAAAGCAUCACAAAAAGCAGUGUUGUUGAACAUGAUGGAAGAAUUCAAAUUGGAGACCAAAUUAUAGCAGUAGAUGGCACCAACCUCCAGGGUUUCACCAAUCAACAAGCAGUAGAGGUGUUGCGACACACAGGUCAGACUGUGCGCCUGACUCUAAUGAGGAGAGGAACCAAGCAGGAAGGGGAGCUCAUAUCAAGGGAGGAAAUCAUGAAAGAUUCUGACAUGUCUCUCUUUAAUGCCAGUGUAAGCAAAGAAAAUUAUGAAAAAGAUGAAGAUUCUUUAUCUUUGAGGAGAAACACCAGCAUAUUACCAAUUGAAGAAGAAGGGUAUCAGUUGAUAUCAGCUGAGGCACAGGAAACAAAAGAUAUGCAACAAGAAGCUACCCUGCUGACAAAGUGGCAGAGGAUUAUGGGAAUUAACUAUGAAAUAGUGGUGGCCCACAUGAGCAAGUUUAGUGAGAAUAGUGGGUUGGGAAUAAGCCUGGAAGCAACAGUGGGACAUCAUUUUAUCCGAUCAGUUCUACCAGAAGGUCCUGUUGGACACAGUGGGAAACUCUUCAGUGGUGAUGAGCUAUUGGAAGUGAAUGGUAUAACUUUGCUUGGGGAGAAUCACCAAGAUGUGGUCAAUGUUUUAAAAGAAUUGCCUAUAGAAGUGACAAUGGUGUGCUGUCGUCGUACUGUGCCACCCACCUCCCAGUCAUAAUUGGAUAGCCUGGACCUAAGUGAUAUUGAACUAACAGAAAAGCUUUUGCCUGAAGAAGGUUAUGUUUCUGCUAAGGAGGAUUCCUUUCUGUACCCGCCACAUUCCUGCGAGGAGCAAGGGCUGGCUGACAAAGCCCUCUUCAGGGCUGACUUGGCUCUGGUGGACACACAUGGUGCUGAAUUGGUAGAUGAAUCCACAUUUCAGUCUCAGUACUCUCCUGAUAAUGACAGUGUCUACUCUACCCAAGCCUCUGUUUUAUCUCUUCAUGGCAGUGCUUGCAGUGAUGGUCUGAACUAUGGUUCCUCUCUGCCAUCAUCUCCUCCCAAGGAUAUAACUGAAAAUUCUUCUGAUCCAGUAAUUGAUCUGCAUAUGUCUUUGGAAGAACUAUAUGCCCAGAAUCUCCUCCAAAGACAGGAUGAGAAUUCAUCUUCAGUAGACUUGAGCUUGGGGCCUCCUUCUGGCUUUAACACAAGUGAUUAUACACCUGCAAAUUCUAGACAACAAUAUGAAUGUGAAAACACAAUAUCUUGGACUGAAUCUCACUUACCAAGUGAAGUUGUAACAAGAACAGAACUUACUUCUCCUGUGCUGUCUGAUUCAACUGGAAAGGGCUCUGAGUACUUAAUUGAACAGAGCUCCCUGGCCUCCAAUGCGGAAUAUAUCAUGCUACAAAAUUCAUCCAAAGAAUCUUUUGAAAGGACUAUUACUAUAGCAAAAGGCAAUUCUAGUCUCGGUAAGUUCCGCAUUUACCCAUACAUCCCUACUCUUCCAACCCCCUUGACAAAGGGAAAUAUUGAGCAUGGUAGGUUUCAACAUUUUUUGUUGUUGUUGUUGCUGUAAAUAAGAAAAUAUAUGUUAGGAAAUGUCUUAUAAUUUUAUGUGUUUUCUUUUUAUGUACUCAUUAUUUUUUCUUAAAUGGUUAACAGGUUUGUUUAUUUCAUACUAGCUUAAAUCUCUCAUUUACUUAAUUAAUUCAGAGUAUUCAAAAGCUUCAUUUACAUUCAAGUAAAAAAUAUAUGAAUUGUUUGUGUAUGAAACAGCAAAUCAGAAAAGGAAUUCUUAGAAAAUGAAAAGUCAGCAAUUUGGAAUUCUAAAUUCUUUGGAAAAGGAAAUUAUUAGUCUCUUUGAGUGUUACCAGUUACACAUAAGUCAUUUUGUAUUUAAUUUCUUUCAUUCACUGAAAUUAAGACUAAAGACAGGCAGGUGUACCACUACCAAAAUAUAAAUGCAAAUUAUUCAAUAAUACCUUCCAGGUGGCAGGAUUUUUAAGUCCUCUGUUACCCAUAAAUUGUUUCGGUGAGUUAAUGAUCACAUACCCUCUGAAUUGAGCAAAGAAGACUUCCUGUGGAAAUAAAUCCCAAUUACAGUAGCUAAAAUUGAGUCUGUACAGAACACAUUUGUUCUCUUACUGAGUGAAGCAGUCAUGUGACUUAGCCCUGUUCCUGUUGAUUCAUCUUGAUAAACAGAAUGAUAGAUUAGUUGCCCUGAAUGUCCAAAUGUCCAAGACUCCAGUUAUUUCAUUAAAAACCCUGUUUCUUUUAUAAAGUACCAACACUCCUUACAUUAGUAUCUUAUGGC
Marmota monax (woodchuck) is the source of this 5472-nucleotide messenger RNA. Its product is annotated as multiple PDZ domain protein-like. Lineage: Eukaryota; Metazoa; Chordata; Mammalia; Rodentia; Sciuridae. Gene Ontology annotation, molecular function: protein binding. The record is from RefSeq and is a predicted model, not a curated record.